Molecule: messenger RNA, 6552 nt
Organism: Botrytis fragariae
Lineage: Eukaryota; Fungi; Ascomycota; Leotiomycetes; Helotiales; Sclerotiniaceae
Product: putative snf2 family domain-containing protein
Exons: 6
Coding region: 1-6552 (2183 amino acids)
Biological process (GO): negative regulation of transcription by RNA polymerase II; chromatin remodeling
Cellular component (GO): chromatin; nucleus
Molecular function (GO): chromatin binding; DNA binding; ATP binding
Source: RefSeq, a predicted model, not a curated record
AUGGCUCGACUCAGCCGUGUUGCUGAUAGUGACGAUUCGGAAAUCAAUUCGGUCGAGUCAUUAAAUCCUCGAAAUCCUCGUAAGCCCACUACAAAACCAAAUCGAAAUCCCGUUUCUGCAUUGGCGCAUCGAAGUGGAGAGUCUGUCCAAGAUUCGAUUGAAACAAAUGACAACGUAGAUGAGGACGGAGAUGAGAUUGCAAUGGAUGGCCAAGAUGAAGCGGAGGAAGAAGUGGAAGACACAGAUGAAGACGCAGAUAACACAAUCGUCGUCAUGGUUCCGGGACCUAGGAACCCCGACGAAUACGUUCCAUAUCAAGACGACACAGUAUAUUCGGUGCUCGAGGAGUUAAACGGUCCAGAUGGCGAGACAUUGUAUCGAGUAGAAUACGAAGAUGAGAGACAGGAGAACAUCACGUUCAAUAGAUUACUUUACCUUCCAAAUGGCAACAAUGCUUUGAACGAGUUCAAUAGCAGAGAAGCCUCGGAGUUGAUUACGGUUGACAAUCCAUCAAAUUCCAGUCGGAGCAUGUCUUCUAGAGCUGGCAAACGUACUCGCCGACAGCUAACUGACAACAACUUUGUCGACAUCAGCAGCAUUCAGCUGAGCUCUGACGAUGACAGGCUCCCGAAGAAUGGAAAGAAAAAGCGUCGUCUUGUGAAUAACAUGUCAACUGUUGAAAUUGAAAAAGCACGCCGAAGUACUCGUGCUGGUAGUCGACAGUCUUCGCGACCUAUCUUCGAUGAUGAUGAGGAGGACGAGGAGGACUCGCAAUCGGGACCUAUUCUUUCAAAUAGCCAUGGAUCUCGAAAAUCAGGACGUACAGCAACAAGAUCUGCUGCUCCCAGAAAAGCAAAUACUCUCGCCAAUUACAUAGAAGAUGAAGAGGAGGAGGACGAGCUUGCUGGUGAUUUGCAAGUCGAAUCUGAAGGAAGCGAAAUUGCAUAUGCUAAACCCAAGAGACGACGCGCGAGUAGCGCUCGAGCCUCGAAGCCUGACAAGCGUGAACGGCCACAAGCCUAUGGUAUCAAAUCUGAUUAUAGUUCCAAGUUACCAAAAGAGCUCCCGUCUCGCAUAUCAAGGCGCGGAAACAAAACUGGCAAGAACAUGGAAGAAGUUGACAUCGAUGAAGAGGUUUAUGCUGAUGAAGUAGCUGGAAAAGCCGCACCUAAAGUCAUAAGCAUUCGAGAGAUCUAUCGACCGGUAUCCGCGAAGUCUUCCUUUGCUUUGGUUCAUGAUCAAGACUGCGAUGUUUGCGGUGGAACCGGCAAGAAUUCUAAUAAAGGACGAAGUGAACUCAUUUACUGCCAAGGAUGCUCCUCGUCAAUACAUAGAAUUUGUUUAGGAUAUCGAUCAGGUCGUGAGCAUAUGGUCACUAAAGUUGGCCACGAACAUUUCGUCAUGCAGUGUCGACGCUGUAUCGGUCUGUCCGUCAAGAAAUAUCCUCUCGCCCCUCAACUUGGUGCUUGUAGUAGCUGUAAUGAGCCUGGAGCAUCUUGUGCUGCAUUCUCCGUAAAGAAAACCGCGAAGCAGGAAGAGAAGUUGAGGGAGGAAAAUGAUGGCGAUGACCCAAUCACCAAUGUUCGUGAAGAUCUUGUCAACAAUCCAGAUAUCGUUUUGUUCCGAUGCCGAGGAUGCCAGCGUGGAUUCCACUUUGAGCAUCUACCAUCACGUUCUAAGAAAUCGGUCACUCCAAAGAAUACGGAAGAGACGCGCUUCAAAAGAAUACAAGAAUACACUAAGGAUUGGCAGUGCAAAGAGUGUUAUCAGUCUACCGCUAAAAUGCAAACUUUAGUUGCAUGGAGACUAUUAGACCACAAGUCUUAUAAGAAAGGCAGUGUAUUCGAUGAUUAUCGCGAAGAUGAGAAGGAAUAUCUCAUCAAGUGGGAGAAUAAGUCUUAUUUUCAAUGCUCUUGGAUGCCUGGCGCCUGGGUUUGGGGUGUUGCGCCAGCUACAAUGCGGAAAGCUUUCAUUCGUAGAGAUGAGGGUGCCAAUUUGUUACCAAAAUGGACCAGUGAAGAGGCGAUUUCGGAGGAAUACCUACGAAUGGAGAUUAUUUUUGAUGUCGAAUAUGACAUGUCUUUCAGACCAAAGUCCGAGGAACACGACAAGGCUCAUAUCAACGACGUUGUCCAGGUUCUAGUCAAAUUUAGAGGAUUGACCUACGAUGAAUCUGUUUGGGAGGAACCUCCAUCCCCAGAUGAAGCUGAUCGCUGGAGUGACUUUGUCUCAGCUUACAACGAAUACGUUAUGGGCAAGUACUUCAAGCAAUCGUCUGCAAGCGCUGUAAAGGAGCGUAUUGAUGCAUUUCGUUCUCUAAACUUCGAGAAGAAGGUUGUACUGAAGAAACAGCCUGAUUCGUUGAUCGGUGGCGAGAUGAUGAAACAUCAAAUGGAAGGCCUGAACUGGCUACUGUUCAACUUCCAUCGACAAAAGAACGUUAUUUUGGCUGAUGAGAUGGGUCUUGGCAAGACAAUUCAAAUCGUCGCCUUGAUCGCGUCACUUGUGAAGGAUAAACCAAAGUGUUCCCCUUUUCUUGUUGUUACACCAAACUCGACUUGUCCCAAUUGGCGUCGAGAAAUCAAAAAAUGGGCACCUGGCCUUCGGGUCGUUGCAUACUAUGGUGCUAGGUCUGCUCGCGAAAUGGCCAUGAAGUAUGAAAUGUAUCCUAAUGAGUGCUCUGAUCUUCGUGCUGAUAUCGUGGUAACUUCAUAUGAGGCACCAGUCGACGACUCCAGCAAAGGCUUCUUCAAAAGAGUCAAAUGGGCUGGCAUGAUCGUAGACGAGGGCCAACGACUGAAGAAUGAUGAGAAUCUUCUCUAUGGUGCUUUGAAAGCCUUGAAAAUACCAUUCCAAGUUCUCCUUUCUGGUACACCAUUGCAGAAUAACAAGCGAGAGCUUUUUAACCUUCUACAGUUCUUAGAUAACUCUAUUGACGCCGCGAAGUUGGACGAAAAGUAUGCUGAGCUAACAAAAGACAAUCUGCCCGAACUUCAUGAGCUCAUUCGACCAUUCUUUCUCAGGCGUACCAAGUUACAAGUGUUGAAGUUCUUGCCUCCUAUGUCACAGACAAUCAUACCAGUUUCCAUGAGCUCUCUACAGAAACAGCUUUACAAGUCAAUCUUAGCAAAGAAUCCAGAGCUGAUCAAAUCAAUCAUCGGAAAAUCAGAAAGGGCCCUCCGCCCCACAGAAAGAGGAAAUCUGAACAAUAUUUUGAUACAACUGCGUAAAUGUCUUUGUCAUCCUUUCUUGUACAGUUCUGCUAUCGAGGAGACUUCACUGAGUCAUGAAGCCCUUCAUCGAAAUCUAAUCGAUGCCUCCUCUAAGUUUCAAUUAUUGGAAAUCAUGCUCCCGAAGCUGCAAGCUCGAGGACACAGAGUUCUGAUCUUCAGUCAAUUUUUAAAGCAACUUGAUCUCGUUGAAGACUUUUUGAAUGGUCUUCAACUUCCUUUUAAGCGUCUAGACGGUACCGUCAGUACGCUUGAGAAGCAAAAGCGCAUCGAUGCAUUCAAUGCACCCAACUCAGAACUUUUUGCGUUUCUCCUUUCUACCAGAGCUGGUGGUGUCGGAAUUAAUUUGGCGACUGCAGAUACCGUUAUAAUCAUGGAUCCUGACUUCAAUCCUCACCAAGAUAUUCAAGCUCUCUCUCGAGCUCAUCGCAUCGGUCAAAAGAAAAAGGUACUUGUCUUCCAACUAGUGACUAAAGAUAGUGCAGAAGAACAAAUCGUACAAGUUGGUCGUAAAAAGAUGGCUCUCGAUCAAGCUCUUAUCGAAAGUAUAGAUGUGAAGGACGAUGCAGGGGACAAUCUUGAGGCAAUUCUUAGACACGGCGCUGAAGCGGUUCUUCUUGACGACAAUAGCAAAAAUAUUUACUACGAUCCAGCAUCAGUUGACGAACUCCUCGAUCGAUCUCAGGUCGAGAAUACUACUAAUGACGAUGGCACCGCAGAAUCUCAAUUCUCACAUGCUCGUGUGUGGAUCAAAGACAAGGGAGAUUUGGUAGAAGAUUUCGGAGACACAGAAGACGAACCGGCUGCUCCAAAAGCGCUAUUAUGGGAUGCUAUAUUAAAACAGCGUGCGGCAGAUGCAGCCCUUGAAGCUGCUAAGAAUAUGCAAACAUUUGGCCGUGGAAAGCGCGCCCGACAGACCGUUGACUACGAAAAGUCACAUCCUGAGCUAAUGGAUUUAGACGAUCCCGAAGGCUCGCCACGAAAAGAUGGUCGCCGGACUCGAAAAUCUGAUAGCGAUGACGAGUUUGGCGGAAAUGCUGCGAGGGAGUCCGAAGCUGAGUCCGACGCAGAUGAAGUCGCCAAUGCCCGAGAACUGGAAACAGAACAAUCAAGCGUCAAAGGUACGAAAUCUAAAAAGCGUAUAAACGCACGCCCACUUUCCAAUGAAUCAAAACGCAAAAUGAACACUCAAGGAGGUGCUAAACCACGUCUCCAAUCACUCACUCUCACGUUGCCAUCCCCUAAACAAACUGGUAAGCAGGAACAUGGCUCUAAGACUCAGCCAGAUAGCUCUGUGAUGAAAAGGCCAGACAGCUCUGCACUUGAAUCAAUAACAGUUAGCAACAAGAAUCUUUCCGUGAAAUCAAUUCGUGAUGGUCGUCAAAAAGUGGCUCAUUCGCGCAUUUCACGGGUCGUUAAGAAGCGAGCUUUGGUGAAAGAGUAUCGAGACAAUCCUGCCGGUCAAGUCAAUGACAACUAUAUUGAAGACCAAGGACCGGCGAUCGCACUUCAGAAGAUGCACACAGACCAUGAAAAUUGGCACCAAGUGAUCACUAACAACCAGCGCGUCUUUUUUAACACUCGACAGAUACAAGACUGGCUUGAUAUCGGCCACAAUCUCCUCGAAAUUUGUAAGAACAAUAUACAAGGAUUGGUAGCGCCGAAUCAAAAUGAGCUCGAUAUCGAGGAUCAAUUUAAGUCUCUGCAAGAGCUUAUUCGAUAUGAUCUCGAUCAACCACUAUGGUGGUAUAGUCAAGAAGAAGCAAAGGCUCGGCAAUUUUGGCAAGAACUCUCUCCACAAUUGACGGAAGGAAAACACCAAUUGCACCAAGACACCGCACAAUGGGUAAAAGCGAGAAAUCAAUUAGUACCACCACAGGAUAAUCGUGCUUUAGACUACUCACGGCAGCUACAGGAAUACCAACGACGAUCAGAAGAAUGGCUUGAUCAGGGUAGCAACCUCAUCGAACGUCACAAUGAACUCAAACAAUACUGCGAACCAGAGUCACAGAGGCGGGAAGAUCCAACAUCGCAAUAUGCUGUACUUUGUAGCGAAAUACAAAAGUUACGACUGGCUUGCGAUAGUGAAAGAAAGAGACUUGAGGGGCUGGUUCGACCAUCAGGGGACAAUCCAGGGAAGUAUAGCCAAGAAAAUCGUCAAAUUGAAAGAAUGUCUACGGCUCCAGAUCCACAGAAAUCAGCCAUCCAGCAUCAUGGACAACAAGAACCUCUUAACGGCGAGAUGAGGAAGCGAGCACCCUAUAAGAAACGCAAAACAGCCGAAAGCGAGGCAGUCGACACCUCUAUCAGAGACCAACUCGUAGAAGCCGGGACUCCCUUUGUCAAAGAGCUCGAAAAUGAUUUUGCAUAUCUAGACGAAAAUCCACUAAGUCUUCCAAUUCAUGACAAUAAUGAAAGUUACUACGAAAAACUCAAGGAUUACGUGCAACGAAUUGAAAAGCGGGUACAGAGAUUACAGCACUAUCAAGAAGCUUUCGACCAACAAUUUCGAAUUUAUAGACCGCGUGACGCAGAAAGAGCCAGACGUGACUUGGCUUACAAGAAACGCAAAAUAGCUGAGAAAAAGUCGGGUGUCAAGUAUUUUCCCAUUGAGGACCACGCAGCACACAUACAAAAGCUUGAUCAACAGUUACGAGAAAUCACAGAAAGUCAGCUACAAUCUUUGAAUUAUGCCGUCGGACUGUUGAAAGCAGAGGAACGUAAUCGAUCGGAGCAAAGCUUCCACAAAGCACCAUAUCCAGAAACUGCGCCAGGAUUCACGGGACCAUUCUAUCACGGAACGCUUUCUAGGAUACCAGCAGAGGAUCUUCAUAGAAUGUCUAUGCCAGUUAGCGAUCUACAUUAUCCGCCAUCACAUGCCAAAGAAUCGUCUAUAAUGCCUACACCACUUGCCGCACCAUCUGGUCAUACAAGAGAUCCUAUCCAAUUUGAUUCAGAGUUUAGCGUUUCAAACAGAUCAAGUCCAACUAGUCGAUUUAUUCCAGCCAUAGAGAUCCCCGUGAAACGUAAACGAGGUCGCCCUCCUGGAUCUACUUCACAUCAGCGGGCUUCCUUAUCAGCAAUGCCACCAAUCCUUCCAAGUCCGUCUCGACCUCCGGUUCAGUCUUGUCCAGACUGUAGUUUUGUUUACUCGAAGUUGAUACCUGCAUGUCCCCACCAUGCUCCUACCGCAAAGAUUCGUCUAAUGCUCGACAAUUUGAAAGGUAUCAAAGACGGUUUUCAGCAAGUGGCAGCUGCAAACAAGUUGUUGAAAGAAGCAUUGGCAUCAAAAUCUGCUGCUCAAUCAUCCCUUCGAAAAUAA